CCAGUCUACAAAAUGCGAUUCUUGCUGGCUUUAUGUUUCCUCGCCGCCAUGGCGUACCGGUCCGAGGGUACUACCACGUGCUGUCCAGAUCGAUUCUUGAAGGUGGAUGACUGGUGCUACUACUACAACUCUGAGAAGAAGACCUGGUUCGACGCAGACGUUGCCUGUAGGCUACUCAACGCACAUCUGGUCAGCAUCCACAGCAUGGCUGAGAGUCAGGAGAUCUAUAAUGUGUGGACAAGCUUUGAGGAUUCUAGUUUUGCUGAUGACAGAGAUAGAGGAUAUUGGAUCGGUUUCCACGACACAGUUCAGGAACAAAGUUGGGAAUGGACCGAUGGCACUGAUACUUCCUUCAAAUACUGGCAACACAACGAACCCAACGACGAUAGAGGGGAGGACUGCGCUGCUCUUCGUAACGAAGGCGAUAACGAAGCUGACCGCCAGGAAUGGAACGACUACGACUGCGACGAAAGGAAAUCUUUUAUGUGUAAAACACCUGCAGUUUAGAUGAAGAUCUAUCAUAAACAGAGCGGAUCCAUUAUUUUGCAGGGGGAGGUGGGGCUUUUCCGUUCUCGAAAAAUGUUGAAACAAUGAAAUGAUAAUAAAAAUAAUAAAUUAAUAAAUUAAAAAGAGGUCCACACUUCUGGAUGAUGGGAAUUUACGUAAUGCAAAAUCUUACAAGUGAAGAAAAUGUACAAAAGUCUUUACUUGCGUAUGCACGACAUAUUCCACCAAAACUUAGAUUAAACAAAAUGGCUUUCCACGAAAGGGGAGGGGGCCCGACGUGCCACUCCCCCUAGAUUCUUCAACUUAUUACAGGAAUGAAGGGACAUUUUUCAGUUCGCGAUAAAACAAAACAGAAAAGAACAAGAUAAACAAUGAAGAAACAGGAAAAGGAAUUCAAGACAAAAGUGGAAAAAGAAGAAAGUUUGAUUACAUAUACAUGUAUAACUCUCUGUAAAAGAAAUGUUUCUGUUGCCCGCCCUCUAUCGAUCUAAUAUGACGAUGCUCCUGUGUCAUCACUGUAAAAACUGUGGUGUUAAAACUGACAUCAGUUGGUGUUAUAGAGGACCACACCCUGAGGUGUUAAA
Lytechinus variegatus (green sea urchin) is the source of this 1091-nucleotide messenger RNA. RefSeq names its product C-type lectin lectoxin-Thr1-like. Lineage: Eukaryota; Metazoa; Echinodermata; Echinoidea; Temnopleuroida; Toxopneustidae. Bases 13 to 507 code for a protein of 164 amino acids. The transcript is spliced from 2 exons. Gene Ontology annotation, molecular function: signaling receptor activity. The record is from RefSeq and is a predicted model, not a curated record.